Notolabrus celidotus (New Zealand spotty) is the source of this 1073-nucleotide messenger RNA. RefSeq names its product cytosolic iron-sulfur assembly component 2B (gene ciao2b). Gene Ontology annotation, biological process: iron-sulfur cluster assembly. Bases 126 to 605 code for a protein of 159 amino acids. NCBI's taxonomy places the organism in Eukaryota, Metazoa, Chordata, Actinopteri, Labriformes, Labridae. The record is from RefSeq and is a predicted model, not a curated record. The transcript is spliced from 5 exons. Gene Ontology annotation, cellular component: cytosolic [4Fe-4S] assembly targeting complex.
ACACCCGGAAGUGCUUGUGCUGCUGUUUACUGCGCAGUAGUGUGUCUGGGAUUUGUGCGCUGCUGCAACAUUGCAUCGUAUGAGGGAAAUUCAAGUUUAGAAGUUGAAUAGAUAAACGGGUAAAAAUGUCUGGAGGGACACACCUGGAGAACGCAAACCCUGUGAUUUUCCAGCGAACGAGGGAUAGGCUGCAGACAGCGACCGAUGAGGAUGAGGAGAUCCAUGACCCAAUUGAUGACAGAGAAAUAUUUGAUAUGAUCAGAUCCAUCAAUGACCCAGAGCAUCCUCUCUCUUUAGAGGAACUCAAUGUAGUGGAGCAAGUCAGAGUCAAGAUAAAUGAUGCAGAAAGCAUUGUUGGUAUUGAGUUCACACCCACGAUUCCCCACUGCAGUAUGGCCACACUUAUUGGCCUGUCAAUCAAAGUCAAGCUUCUACGCUCGCUGCCAGACAGGUUCAAAAUUGAUGUCCACAUCACUCCCGGGACUCAUGCCUCAGAGGAAGCAGUUAACAAACAGCUGGCAGACAAAGAGAGAGUGGCAGCAGCUCUGGAGAACUCCUCGCUGCUUGAGGUGGUUAAUCAGUGCCUGUCCGCCAGGAGCAUCUGAGGAGCCAAUCACCUUUGUCGCCUCCUGCAGAACCCUCUAAUUAGCCAGUUAUGUUUUGCUCUGACAAGCGCUCUGUCAGAUCAUCACCAAUCCAGAUGUGGACAGAUACAGUUGGGAGGCAUUCAUGCAACACAAAAUAACCAGAAAACACACAUUUUGAGUGUGUUCACAUACGAAGCAGCUGUUACUCAUUUUGCCAAAUAGUUGGGUAAAAAGAAAGUACUUCUAUCUGUGAACUUUUAGUGAAAAAGUUUGAGAAUUUCUGCCAUUUAGGUUAUUCCAUUAAAUUCCUGUUUUUUAUUGGGAAAUCUUUACAGCAAGAUGAGGAAUAAAUUAUUUUAAGGUAGAAAUAUUUGGGACUAGACAUCUGUCUAAAAUCUACCACAAAAGUCCCCCUUUGUUAAAAUACUGAUGCUUUUGACAUUUUUUUUGAAAUUAUACAAAUUAAUAAAAGUUAAUGUUGAGAGA